AGAGACCAGGCAGGAGCCGUUCCGGAAACAACUUCUUUAAUGUAAUGCGGGCCCGAGCCGGGCCCAGUUUGUGUUAAGUGUGUGUGUGUGUGUGUGUUUUUUCCUCUCCUUUAUGCAUCCUCCUGCUCGACUGAGCUUAACAACGGCUCGCUGUUUUCUCACCGGCUCGGUAACUAAUCUGUUUUUGGCUCAAAAAGGCGGCUGUGUGUCUCAGUUUCUUUCUUUUACUUUCUUUUUUUUUAUACGUGUCCAGCCCUCUUGCGACUCCCAGCACCAAGAACCGGCCUUGACGGAGGGAUUGAGUGAGUGACUGUAUGGACCGGACUGAACAUGAAGAGCCUCAAAGCCAAGUUUAGAAAAACUGAUGUCAAUGAGUGGAACAAAAACGACGAGCGCCUGCUUGCUGCAGUGGAGCAUGGCGAGGUGGAGAAGGUGGCAUCGCUUCUGGCCAAGAAAGGUGCCAGCGCUGUAAAGCUGGACAGCGAGGGAAAGUCGGCUCUUCAUGUGGCAGCUGCACGCGGUCAGACAGUCUGUCUAUCCAUCAUCCUGGCCCAUGGAGCUGACCUGACAAUCACUGAUGCUGCAGGUUUCAAUCCGUUACACUUGGCAGCCAAAAACAGUCACAUCGAGUGCUGUAAAAAGCUCAUUCAGAGUAAAUGCCCCAUCGAUGCUGUAGACAGCUCAGGAAGAGCUGCUCUGCAUCACGCUGCGUCCAGUGGGAACAUCCAGACCGUCCAACUUCUGUGUGAACUCAAAAGUCCCAUCAACCUAAAAGAUGCAGAUGGGCUUACCCCCUUGCUGUUGUCAGCCAAACAUGCUCAUGCUGAAGUAUGCAGCACUUUGCUGGACUGCGGUGCUGAAAUCAACACUUCUGACAACAGUGGCAGGACAGCCUUAAUGCUGGCCAGCGAGUCCAACGCUGUGUCCGUUGUUGAAGUCUUGGUUCAGAGAGGAGCAGAUCUGUCAGCUGUAGAUUCGCAAGGCCACGAUGUCUUACACUAUGCCAAGUUGUCGGGAAACACUGAGGUCAAAACUGCCCUAACUGCUGCCCUGAGCAGACAACAGGUCCCAGAUGCAAAGUCUCCUAGAAGUCCUCAGCAUGAUCAAGUAGCUAAGCUAAGUGAUGAACGGAUCACAACUCCCAAAAAACGAAAAGCACCUCCACCUCCUAUUAGCCCACUGCAGAGCUCUGGACCCUCUUCUCCCUCAGCUGUUACCUCCACUGGGACCCCUGCAUCCAACAAAAGUGAAACUCCCAGAAGAUUUAACUACAAGGAGGAUGAGGUUAGAGGAACGGCACUGAGAGAGGAGGUCGAGAAGCUCCAUGAGGAGAGAAACAUGUUGCUGGAGACAAUCGAAGACCUGAAGCAGACAGUGGAGCAGACGGUGACUUUCCCUGAAGUGGAUACAAAGGACUCCCUUGUAAAAGAGGUUGUGAAUCCCAAUGGGAAUAUUCCUGGUAAAAUAAAGGUCGAGCACAGUUUUCCAGCGUCCGCAGCUCUGGUUUCUGCACUGCAAGCCAAGAUUACUGCUCUUACUUUGGAGAACCAGCAACUUGCAGGCAAACUUAAGAAACAUCCGUCUCUCCAAGGAAGUGAGGACCUGAAGGAGACCAGUCGGCCAAACAGCAUGGCCUCCAACUCCUCCUUCCACUCCACCCAAGAUGAGUUUGAAUCACUGCCACAAGUCCCCUCCACCACCCAGGUGGAAAGGGAAGAUGCUUCAGGUGGUGUUUUUGUGAAACGGGUGGAAGAAGAGACUGAAGGAGGGAGAGGAGGGAGCAAAGAGGAGAUCGGACUGUUGAGAAUGGCGCUAGAGAACGUUCAGAUGAAACUACUAGAAACCAGGAAGGAAAACCGCUCGCUUCAGGCACAGCUGAAACCUGAGCAAGGCAGAGAAAGAGAGGAGUAUGAAACCGUGAGGGAGAAAGGAAGAGAGGAAGAGUUGAUGGAGAGUCUAGCAGAGCUUCAGGCAAAGCUGACGGACACUCAGGAGAGAUACCACCAAGCUGUGGAGGAGGUGGAGGAGCUGAGAACGCAGGUGGGAAGGGGAGGAGGUGAGCUGAUGGAGAAACAGGAGGUCCAGAGAUGUUUGUCAUCCACAGUUGAACAUGAAGUGAAACAGCUGAAGGCCCAGCUCGUCCAAUCGGGAUCUGAGCAAGAGAAAGCUGCUCAACGAAUCAGACAGCUGGAGGAGGUGCUGAGGAGGGUAGAGGAGGAAAGACGGAGUGUAAUGGAGAAAGAACAGAGGACUGCACAGAUUGAGGAGCUGUACAAGGAAGCACAGGAGGAGAUUAGGAUGCUCCAGGAGGCUCUGAGAGGCACAGUGCCAGUCGAAGCUGCAGCCAAAGACUUUGAAGAAAUGAAGGCUGAGCUCAACGAGGUAAUUGCUGGGCUGCAGCGCCGCUUGCUGGAACUCUCACACUCCUACAGUGAAACUAAGAAUCAGUUGAGUUCUGCACAGAAACAUCUGGCCGAGGCCCGAGCUGAGAGCAGUGCAGCCUCAUCUCCCUCCUCAGAACAACAACAGCAACAACAACAGGUCCAGGUGCUAAACAGCAAGGUGGAGGAGCUGCAGACGCUGUUAGCUGAGACAGAGAAGAAUUACUCUGGAGCUCAAGAGGAGAUUUCAAGGCUGAAGCGGGAGGCAGAAGCUCAGGCACAGAGCUCCGUGGCCCUUGCUGACCACACACAGGUGAUGUCAUCUCUGGGAAAUGCCAUCAAAGAGCUGGAAAGCCAGUCAGAGGCCCUGAAAGAGCAGUUACACCAGAAAACCAUGCAGGUGGAGGCUCUUCAGAACAGGCUGACGGCAGAGAAAGAUGUCACCCCAGAUGAUUCAGUCUCCCGUGUGGAGCACGAGACCGCCCGAGAGCAACUGGAGGGCGAGGUGAACCACCUGACGCAGCUCCUCCAGGGAGCCCUCAGGAAGCAAGACGAGAUGGCUCUGGAGGCUGCUGAUGCAUGGCAGAAGGCGCGGGAGAAUCGUGCAGAGCGGGAGGCCCUGCAGGAGCUGGUGAUGUCAAGGGAGAAGGAGAACCAGACGCUGACCUCCAGGUUGGCCGAGUCCCAGGAUGCUGUGUGUCAGCUCAAACAGCUGGUGGAGAAUCACGUUGCCUCAGAGAGAGAGAAAAACAAGAAGAUAGAUGACCUGUCACGGGAGGUGGGGAAGCUAAAGGACGCCUUAAACAGCCUAUCACAGCUCUCCUACACCUCAGGUUCUCCCUCCAAGAGACUGCAGCAAAAUCAGCAACUGGAGACAAUGCAGCAACAAAUCAAACAGCUACAGUACCAGCUAGCUGAGUCAAAGAAGCAGCAUAAUGAGAUUGUGUCCGUCUACAGGAUGCACCUCCUCUAUGCUGUCCAGGGUCAGAUGGACGAGGACGUUCAGAAAGCCUUGAAGCAGAUCCUGAUGAUGUGCAAGAUGCCAAGCCAAACCAAGGAGACCUGCUGAGAGACACUGGGCCUGGUUUCCCAAAAGCAUGUUGUGAAUAAAACUGAAGCGUUGCCGUCAGCUGCAUCCGCCACAGCAUGUCCUCCAGUCAGAAUUCACAUAUUGCUCGUACUGCUUACAAGCGAGGAACCGACACACCGUGCCUCUGGAUAAACCUUGAGUAUUGUUAAUGAUGAAUAGGUUUACAAUCAUAUAUUCAUUGCCUUUGCUAAUGUCACUUUGACCGACUGCGAUCUAAAGGUCAUCAGUGUUACACUGUUUUUGGGAAACCCCAGCCCGGCAUACAGAUACUGUACAUCAGCCAACUGACCAUUCAAACGAGUGUGCGAACCAGGUGGUUAUCAUCUGUGUACCAGCCAAACCUAUAAUCUCAAUAGAUGCACAUUAACACUACACGGUCAAUGUGCAGUAACUUUAAAUCACACGCAGUUGGACACGUGUGAUAAUACAAACAUACAUAUUAUGUGUGCAUUAAUCAGUCCAAUGAAAACAGGUUGAUGUGGUUUGUUCCUGUUACAAUGUGCGCUUAGAGAAAUAAAAGCCUCAGUUAGCGCUGCUGUUAAUAGUAUCUAUUUUAUGAUACAACAGUGUUUUUACUUGUUAAAUGUUUCAUGGUUGUCAACAUUUUUCUGAUACAAUCUAAAUUAUUUGUGCCCUCUUAACAAUACAUGUGACUUUGCUCGCCAGCCCAAAAAUCACAUAGAAAUGGGGUUGUUUUGUUUUUUCUGGCCGCACUUCUACGAAGAAAAUGCAUGAUACUGUUUGUAUUGCUAUUUUCCUAUUAGCACAAAAAUUAUAAAAAUGUAUUUUACUGAACUGUAUUAUCAUGUCAUGUUUUCUAAGUUACUGUAUGUUAAUGAAGAGGUUUGAUAGCUGUAUUUUUGAUGGCCUUGUUUUGUGUCCAUUUUGUGUGAAUGAGAUGCUUUUUCCUCGAGUAUAACAAGGCACUAUUUGGUCUAGUGACACCUGAAUUAGUUUAUUUCCCUGUCAUUAUUCAUGUUUUACAUAUAAGAGGUUGAAUAUAAUUGUUUACUGUCAUAAAAAAAAAACGACAUUUCAUUUCAAAUGUCAAACAGUAUGGUCUCAAUAUGUUUGUCUUUUGGACUCAGAGGAUAGUUAGGGGGUAAGAUUUUUAUUUCUUGCAUUUCCUUUCCUCUUGUCUCCAUUUAUGUUCUUACUUGAAAAGCAUGCAAAAUGUGUUGGCUGAAAGCAAAUGGUUGAGUUUUGUAACUAGAGUUCUCUCUGCUGUCACGUGCCUGUAAUCAGACUUUCAACUGAGCAUGACGGUCAAUAUCAGUAAUACUCUCUAUUGUCAUAGAUGCCAAUUUCACCAGGCUUCUUUCUACCAUUUUAUUAAUUUAUUUCAGUUACCAGAAAAAGUUUUCUCUUCGCAAUGCUCCCAUCUCUUUCACUGUGUCUUUGUAGGUACGGAUAUACACUGUACGGUGUUUGAGAAUACAUUUCUUCUUCAAAAUCUAGAGACUUCUGAACUGUUUUCACAUCACACUCCUUUGCCUUAGUACUGUAAUUAGAGCCAUAUGCUGUUAGAUAUCACCUUUCUUCUGAACAGUGUUAGAGAUUAUUGUGAGUACACCCAACACUAACCUUGUUUAACUGAAGUCAGAUUAAAUGAAUUUGUAUCUGACUGACUGAAGCUUGUUCUCACUCAGGAACUUUUUUACGGAACACUUCCACCUGACUGAGAUUUGUUCGACCCUGAGUAGAGCUCUUGCUUUAUUUCAUAGGUUGUAGAAUAUCAUAAACAACCUCUCUCUCUUUUUUCUCUGUAGGCCUUGACUGAAAUGUUUUGUAACAAGAAAGGGAAAAGAAAGAAACAACUUUCCUUCAGGUUGUUUCUUUACUAACAGUUUUGUAGUGACAUGAAAAAAAUGCUUGUUUGCCAACUGCUUUUUUGCCCACUUUAAUAAAUUUUCAAGAUACUGUA
This is a messenger RNA of Morone saxatilis (striped sea-bass), 5395 nucleotides long. It is a transcript of the gene rai14, whose product is annotated as retinoic acid induced 14. The coding region runs from base 331 to 3450 and encodes 1039 amino acids. Gene Ontology annotation, molecular function: actin binding. The record is from RefSeq and is a predicted model, not a curated record. Lineage: Eukaryota; Metazoa; Chordata; Actinopteri; Moronidae. The transcript is spliced from 22 exons.